Molecule: messenger RNA, 4302 nt
Organism: Marchantia polymorpha subsp. ruderalis
Lineage: Eukaryota; Viridiplantae; Streptophyta; Marchantiopsida; Marchantiales; Marchantiaceae
Source: the annotation of a GenBank genome assembly
AUUUGGCGAGACGGGGAUGUGCGUCGAUUGAAUUCGGUUGUGAUUGAUCUGGGGGCUACGAAGCUGUUUUUUCCUUCCCGGACGGAGUGAGCCCUACUCCUGGAUACUGGGUGGUAGGGGCUUGGCCAACAGAGCUCUGAAAUUACUCGCACGGGGUGAGGCUGAUUUUUAGGGUUGUGAGCAAUUCUGGUUUGCCAGCAAUCCAGUAGUGCUUCACUGAUAAUGCUUUACGUCUUGUUCUUUUACUGGAAGCAGUUGUUUCACAGUCUCUGCGAUAGAUGAGAUGACAGUCCUGUCUUCUCAGCUGGAGCUCGAGCGACCAGUGCUACGCGAGAAGUCUGCAACCGACAGUUCUGUUGGUCGUUUUGCCUGCUGCUGAAGUAGCUCAUCUGUCUCCCGAAACAGGUUGCUUAGUAGUGUCGCCACGUCACUCUGAGCAUUAUAAGUUUUCUUCUAAUGCCCCAGUGGACUGUAGAUCCAUUUAGCGUUCGAAGUGUUUAUUUCUCGCUGUUUACGAGAAUUGGAUCCUUUGAUCGAUCUGUCAUCAACGUUUGCUGAAAGCGUGGGAAGUUCACUGAUCAGUUGGUAUAAGCAAAUCUUCUAUUGGUGUCCGUCUGCAAUUUAGACGAACAUGUGGGAGCGGAAAGUUUAGAUUCAGCUACUUGCGAAAGUAGCGGAGUUAACCAUUUAGAAAUGUCAGCGGAGUUUAUCGGUAUUAGGUGCGACGAUCUCCUAAGUUCCGCGGCGGAUUCUUCAAACAUUGAUAGGUGUUAAAAAGGAAGGAGAAAUGGGGAAUGGAUAUGGUCCGCUUGUGGCGACGUACACUGCGCUCAGCAUGGGUGGGCUUGCAUGGAGAAUCAACUCUGCGCUAAAUGGUGCUAUUCCAGAAGAUGUCCAUCUGGAAAAGAGAGCUUUGGAUCCCAGUGAUGCUGCCCGGGUUCUGCAGUCCCUACUCCAAUCCACCAUAACAAUCGCAUUGCUGGGAAACCUCGUAUUCAACUUUUUCCUUCUCGUGGCUCUUUUUACGAAGACUCUGUUUUUUGGACAGCUCUCUUUGGUGGAGACACAAAAGGUCGUGGAGCGCCUAAUAAACUAUGUACUCUUUAAGGGCCUUUUCCUUACUUGGGUGGUUCAGCCUGAAAUGAUGGCUAUCGCCCUCUGGCUGGCCUGGUUUGCUGUACUGGGCUUCCUUAAGAUGUUUCAAGGUUUGGCAAGGGACCGCUUGGAGCGUUUGAACGCCUCUCCUACGGCGACUAUGCUCGCGCAUGUGCGGGUCUUUGCAGUUCUGGUACUCGUUCUCUUGUCCGACUUGUUCUGGAUGCGUCUUUGUAUGUGGGUGUUCAAAGACACUGGCACUAGCACAUUCAUGCUGCUACUUUUUGAGCCUCUGAGCAUUGCUUUUGACACACUUCAGGCAGUAGUAGUUCAUGGUAUGCAGUUGCUGGACACUUGGCAGCGGCACAGUCUGGAUACCUCCUCACAUGUAGCAACCAUGCAACCCUCUGAAAGGUCUGCUGCAGGCGCAGCUUGGGAAUGGAGAGGAACAGUCGUUCGCAACUGGAGUUUUGCAAUGGAUAUCGUCAGUCUGAUGCUAGCCUUGGGUCAUUGUGUACAUAUUUGGUGGCUGCGAGGCCUCGCGUUUCAAGUUGUUGACGCAGUUCUCUUCUUGAAUUUACGGGCAUUGUUGAGUGCAAUUUCAAAACGCAUCAAAGGUUUUAUGCGACUUCGAACGGCCAUGAACACUUUACAAGGAGCCUUGCCAGAUGCAACUCAAGAAGAACUCUUGGCGUAUGAAGAUGACUGUGCCAUCUGCAAGGAGCCCAUGGCAAGGGCAAAAAGGCUACCUUGCGCACAUCUGUUCCAUCUUUCGUGCCUUCGAUCUUGGCUCGAUCAGGGUUUAGCGGAGACGUAUUCGUGUCCUACUUGCAGGCGGCCCCUUUUUAUGGGAAGUUCCAGAAUUUCGCCCCCUAAUACUCAAGGUGGGCAAAGAUUCCCUGAAGAAGUUAUGACACGCAACUUGUUGAAUGCUGCUGGGAAUAGAGAUGGCCAAAUCCGUCAACAGUCGCCGACUAGUCCGGGAUCUCCUGUCCCGCUUUCGAGCUCGGAUCCUCUUGCUCGACAACCCUGGAAUGCUCCAGUUCCCAACUUACCAUGGAGAGGUGGAAGAGUAGAUCCAUCUUGGUCACAUGCCGUCCCGGGAGCGGCUGGAGAAGGCGAGGGUCCUUCCAGUGAGGCAUCUUCUGGAGGGAUCGGUCGUAUGCAGCUUAUGAUGCGGCAGCUUUCAGGAUCAGGGCGUGGCCCAGCCCAACCAGAGGACAAUGGCUGGGGAUGGUGGCCGUUUGGAAGAGGGACAGAGAGCGUCUCUGUAGCUGGCAGACGCCGAAUCGAAAGUCGAGGAUUACGUCGGCAGGGAAGUGGUGCAACAGGAUCUAGAUCUGGAGAUCUUGUACCAGACAUCGGAGUCCAAGUGGAUCCUAGAAUGGCAGCUAUGGUGAACAUGGUGCGAGAAGUUUUACCUCAUAUGCCUGACGAACUUAUUGUACAGGACUUGCGCAGGACAAAUUCGGCAACUGCCACCGUGAACAAUCUUCUUUGAGUGUUGAUAUGAUGAAGAUUUUUUGCAAUACACAGCUGUUGUAUCUACCAAAAGCUGUCCUUAGUCUUCACCUGAGAAGAUCGACGUCUCUUCUUCGGAUCACGCCCCAACAGGGAUUGAAGAGCUGAUCUGUGAUUACUCCUGAUUGGCAGAGGUGUUACAAUAGAAACGUGGGAAUACAAGCCUAGGCUGGUCUUCUGUGUUACAGUAGAGAAUGUAAGAGUAACAAGCAAAUCUUUCUUUCUCGAUUAGACCUUCUUAAACCUAACCAAAUCGAAUCGAGCCUUGUUUUUUUCUGGGCUCUAUACAGUAAUGCUAGUUCUAUCAACAAAACCCUUGUGCCAUACUUCACCCAAGUAGUGUCAAGUCUGUCAGUAUGCUGUAGAUUCCCGAAAUCUAUUUAGAGUAUAUAUCAAUAAACUCAUGCGAAGGUAAACAGCUUUGCCGGCCCUUUAAAGUCUUUUGACCUGGACCUUGUUUUCAGUGCUGAACCAGUGAAGAGUAUGAACAAUCUGAGAUUGUUACUCAGUGACGUCACAUGUAGAGAACUCUGAGACCUUUGAAGGUUCAGGGGAAGCAUUGUUCGCUGACAAGUGGAGGUCUCGGAAUCUCUCUCCUUGGCCCAUGGAAGGCCACCUAUGAAGGAACAGGAUCCAUAAGAUGGAGCGGUUUCAGCCUGCAUGAGGCUCGAAGAACGAAGUUUUUGAGUCUGCACGGGGACGGAUGUGGGUCGUCUGUGAGGUACAAUGGAGUCAUCACAACAUCCAAGUUGGCUCUCUUGGUACACCGGCAGUCACCACUGCAAGACCCGUUCCGACUCCGGUGCAAAGUCGAUAAGUUUGCAUGAGUCGUGAGUUUCAUGUUCGGGACUAGCUCCAGCGGCCUGGUGGUCAAUCCAAAUGUUUUGUGAGAUCUAUAGGUCGGUGCUCAAUUAGCAUUCUGGUUUGCACAGACAGCUGUGAGAUGAUGUGCAGGCGAUAUUGUAGCUCAGAUUGUUCCUUGAAGCGGGGGGAUGUUAGGCUUACGAGGAUUCUCAGGGAGAUGGAUCUGUUGCUAGGCAGACAUUUGAUCAGGAAUUUUCGCGGACGUGCAGUGGUCUUUGUAUGGGCUUGCAGAGACGACCAUGAUGGAAUUAGAUCUGCCUUGCCAAAUGUUGGAGGAACCUCGACCUCUGAAGGCAAGCAUGUAUUCAGCUGGUUCAGCUGGUAUUUAACCUGGUUCCCUCGAGGCGCAUGCAUGAGGCCGGAGAGUUCCGAGUCGUCAGCCAUCUCCAGAUAUGUCUUCAAGGGAGCACAGUCGGUGCUCCCAAAGAAACCACAAUUUGGUAUUUAGUUAAAGAGCGCUACAAACUGCAAUGAGUUGAUGACUGCAAGGAGAAGAAACGAAGCUUGUAGCGUCUAAGGUGACAGGACAUUUCAGAGUUUGGACAUGUAUUGUCCUCAUCUUUCUGGAUCACGUAUGAACAUGCAUUACAGCUUUCUGGGUAAUGCUCCAUUUUCAGUACAUCUCACAAGAUACAUUUGAUGUAACCUUGAAGGGAAAGAUUGUCAUCGAGGUCUGAAUGGAAUCACGGGAUUAACAGCAGCUGGUUUACACAUGCCCACAUGUAAGGAGUCUUAUAUGUGAAUGCUUCCACCCAGUAAUACCAAUGCCCAGGACGUCUGCCAUAAAUCGGGGGGAUCGCUUGCAGCACAAUUCUGCCCUGA